Messenger RNA from Fusarium oxysporum Fo47, 660 nucleotides. Its product is annotated as guanylate kinase. Bases 1 to 660 code for a protein of 219 amino acids. Gene Ontology annotation, biological process: purine nucleotide metabolic process. The transcript has a single exon. The record is from RefSeq and is a predicted model, not a curated record. Gene Ontology annotation, cellular component: cytosol. Gene Ontology annotation, molecular function: GMP kinase activity. Lineage: Eukaryota; Fungi; Ascomycota; Sordariomycetes; Hypocreales; Nectriaceae.
AUGAGCACAGGAACGUGUUGUCUUGAGCCUUCUCCUUUCUUUCAUCAUGCUGAACGUGUUCUAGUACAUACUGAUACUCGUCCCAUUAUUGUGUCGGGUCACUCUGGCGUUGGCAAGGGUACUCUGAUCCAAAGGCUGAAGGAUAAUCAUCCGACCGUCUUUUCUUCGGCUGUCUCGCACACAACACGCCAGCCGCGACCUGGCGAGGCUGAGGGAGUCGCCUACUUUUUUCGCUCCCCGCCCGAGAUUCACACUAUGAUAAUGCGGAAAGAGUUCGUCGAACACACCUAUUUCAACGGCAACUACUAUGGCACGAGCAAGAAAGUCAUGGCUACACUGAUGAAGGAGGGGCUGACUCCCAUAUUGGACAUUGAGAUGGAAGGCGUCAAGGCGAUGAGAUCUUCAGGCUUGGAAGCUCGCUAUGUCUUCCUCAAGCCCCCGAGUCUCGAGAUACUCGAAGUCAGACUUCGGGCCCGCGGAAUAGAAGAUGAGGCAAACAUCUCGCAGCGUUUAGCACAAGCCAAGCUCGAGCUUGAGCUUGCAGAGACUGGAGUGCACGAUAUUAUCAUCGUCAACGAUGAUCUUGAUGAAGCGUAUCGACAGCUGGAGGACUUUGCUAUUCAUGCUUCAAAGAAACGCAAAGCAGGUAGCAUGUGCUGA